Gaeumannomyces tritici R3-111a-1 is the source of this 552-nucleotide messenger RNA. RefSeq lists its product as hypothetical. NCBI's taxonomy places the organism in Eukaryota, Fungi, Ascomycota, Sordariomycetes, Magnaporthales, Magnaporthaceae. Bases 1 to 552 code for a protein of 183 amino acids. The record is from RefSeq and is a predicted model, not a curated record. The transcript has a single exon.
AUGCUGGACACCAAGGACCCGCUGUCAGACAUGAUCAUCAACAUCAAGAACGCGGGUCUGCUGUCGCUACGGAUUUGGCGCCAGGUGCUCGGCUUGUCCGAGUGCAAGGUCGCUACCAACCUGUCCGGAAGCCUCUUCCACCCUUCGUGCCGCAGCCACGACGCCAUCAAGGCUACACUCAAGCAUCACUCCGAGAACGAACUCGCGAUGCAGUCGCAGUUCGCCGGGCAUGUCAAGAAGGUUUUGGAGGAGCUCGGAGGAUCGCAAGCAGCGGCCUUGGUCCACUUAUACCGUGCGACCCCCGAGCAGCAUGGCCAGUGUUCAAAGGAGGGAGCCUCGGACGACCUGCGAGCCGUGUGGUUCGAACCGUUCGAACCAGAGAUGGACGGCGCUUUGUCUCCGCGUGUGCUGUCCACUCUCCGACCUCUGGCGGAUGACGUCCACCUAGGGCCCAUGAUUUGCAGGAGGAGUUCCCGGGCAAUGCAGGGAUCCUUGGUCCGACGCGAAACGGCUUCCGAGGCGCGGCGUCAAACGGAACACUGUGGUUCGUGA